AUGGCGACAGUGUCCGAGGUUGCGACGCUUCCUGCAGAGCUCAAGUCCACCUUGGCUCUGGGUCACGAUAUUGACAAAAAGGAAGGAUACAAUGAGAAGCAGGAUGUUGAAAGCGUAGGAGCAGGGCAGGUAUCUAGCAACGAUGAACCGCCCACGUAUACCGACGAGGAGUACAAGAAGCUUAAGAGAAAGAUUGAUAGAUAUUUGCUGCCCUUGAUGUGGCUCUGCUAUGGUAUCCAACAAACCGACAAGACAUCUCUCGGCACGCAGGCCACGUUUGGACUUCGAGAUGACACCGGACUCGUUGGCCAGCAAUAUGCCUGGCUCACCACCAUCUUUUACAUUACUUACAUGUGCUUCGAGUUCCCCUCCAAUAUCAUUCUGCAGCGCUACAAGAUGGGGCGGACGCUUUCCAUUUACAUGCUCUGCUGGGGCGUCGUGGUUCUCUGCAUUGGCUUUGCCAAGAACUUUACCCAGCUCAUUACUCUGCGCGCUCUCCAGGGCAUGUUUGAGUGCUGCAUCAGCCCCGGCUUCAUUCUGGUCGUGGGCAGCUGGUACACGACGCGCGAGCAUGCAUCGCGCGCCUUGGUCUUCCAGAGCGCCAACGCCGGGUUCGGCAUCAUCUCCAGCCUGGUCCUCUACGGCAUCGGCACGGUCGAGUUCCGCGAUCCCGAGUCCGAGUCGUGGCGGUACAUGUCUUACUUUUUGGGCAGCCUGACCAUCAUCGUCGGCGUCCUCUGUCUGUUCCUGCUCGGCACGCCCUCCGAGGUUCGCUGGCUGUCGGAAGAGGAGAGGAAAAUGGCCAAUGCUCGGAUUCUGAGCAACAACACGGGACAUGAUCGCACCGGCAUCAGAAAGUGGCAGUGGAAGCAAGCCCGCGAAUGUCUAGUCGACCCGUGCUUCUGGUUUGCUGGAGUCAAUGCUUUUCUCAGCUCGGUUCCCAAUGGAGGGCUUACCACGUUUGGAUCCAUUAUCAACACGACAUUUGGCUUUACCAACCUGCAGGUCAUUUUGCUCGACAUUCCCCGAAGCACCUUUUCCGUGCUCUGGUUUGUGUUUAUUGGUGUCAUGACGAGCCGCAAAAAGGACCUUCGCAUGUGGUUCAUGAUGUUUUCGACGCUUCCGCCUUUUUGCGGAUUUCUCAUGAUGGCCCUGCUACCCAACGAGGCACAUUACAAGUGGGUGAAAUGGGGUGGCUAUUUUAUGACUGUCCCGUUUGUCGUAUCCCUCUUCUUGGCCUGGACGUUGAUCCCGUCCAACACUGCCGGACGAACCAAGCGAACGCUGACCUCAUCCUUUACGUUUGUCGGGUACUGUGUGGGCAACAUGACGGGAAGCCAAAUCUUCAAGUCGCAAGAUGCCCCAAGGUAUAUUUCGGGCACCACUGCUUGCGCCGUGUGUUUUGGUCUCGAAUUUCUUCUCAUUGCUAGUUGGCGCACACUGUAUGUUGUCAGAAACAAGCGUCGCGACCGCAAGCUACAAGAAGAAGGUAUCUCGGAGGAGGAAAGAGUCAAGAGAGGACAGGUUUUGGGAGAGCAGGAUUGUACUGAUUUUGAAAAUCCCUACUUUCGCUACACAAUGUAG
Molecule: messenger RNA, 1584 nt
Organism: Pestalotiopsis fici W106-1
Lineage: Eukaryota; Fungi; Ascomycota; Sordariomycetes; Amphisphaeriales; Sporocadaceae
Exons: 6
Coding region: 1-1584 (527 amino acids)
Biological process (GO): transmembrane transport
Cellular component (GO): membrane
Molecular function (GO): transmembrane transporter activity
Source: RefSeq, a predicted model, not a curated record